UGGGGGCUGACCGGUGGAACGCAAGAAGGCCUCCAGGGGGCGGAGACGGGGGCACGUGGUACACGGUGGCAGUCUGGACUCCUGGCGGGAACUGGAAAGCCGAUGUUCUCGGUGAUCGGGAAGUACUGGAGGUUGUAGCUGAUCAGGAUGGCUGAGAGACCGGAGGAUCUCAAUUUACCCAACGCCGUUGUCACCCGGAUUAUUAAAGACGCGUUACCAGAGGGUGUAAAUGUGUCCAAAGAAGCGCGCAGUGCGAUCUCACGGGCAGCCAGUGUCUUUGUUCUUUAUGCAACAUCCUGCGCUAACAAUUUUGCAAUGAAACAGAAGAGGAAAACCCUGAAUGUGUCUGAUGUGAUAUCAGCCAUGGAGGAGAUGGAGUUCCAGCGUUUCCUGGGUCCCCUGAAAGAGGCUCUAGAGGCUUACAGAAAAGAACAGAAGGAAAAGAAAGAAUCCUCAGACCUGAAGAAAAAGGACAAAGAUAAGAAAGUAGACGGUGAGGAGGACAAAAGCCGAGAGGAUGAGAAUGAAGAUGAGGAGGAAAUAAUGGAAGAGGAUGAAGUGAUAGAAGAUGAAGAAGUGGAUAACUGACCAAUCUUCUGUAUAGGAUUCUGGUGUCAGUUUUGUGGCACUUUGUGUGGAUGGAUUGUUUGGUCUUCAUGACUAU
Nanorana parkeri is the source of this 664-nucleotide messenger RNA. RefSeq names its product DNA polymerase epsilon 3, accessory subunit (gene POLE3). The transcript is spliced from 5 exons. The record is from RefSeq and is a predicted model, not a curated record. The coding region runs from base 148 to 588 and encodes 146 amino acids. Gene Ontology annotation, biological process: heterochromatin formation; DNA damage response; leading strand elongation. Gene Ontology annotation, cellular component: epsilon DNA polymerase complex; CHRAC. NCBI's taxonomy places the organism in Eukaryota, Metazoa, Chordata, Amphibia, Anura, Dicroglossidae. Gene Ontology annotation, molecular function: protein heterodimerization activity; chromatin DNA binding.